This is a messenger RNA of Microplitis demolitor, 1600 nucleotides long. RefSeq names its product actin-related protein 3 (gene Arp3). The transcript has 4 exons. Gene Ontology annotation, biological process: Arp2/3 complex-mediated actin nucleation. Gene Ontology annotation, molecular function: actin filament binding. The coding region runs from base 176 to 1429 and encodes 417 amino acids. The record is from RefSeq and is a predicted model, not a curated record. Gene Ontology annotation, cellular component: Arp2/3 protein complex; actin cortical patch. NCBI's taxonomy places the organism in Eukaryota, Metazoa, Arthropoda, Insecta, Hymenoptera, Braconidae.
UCACUCGCCUUGUCAUCGAGAUUUUUUUUUACAUUUACAAGGCGCGGCAGUACAAUAAUUUUUCCGCAAUUUUAUGACAGUUAAUUAUAAAUAAUAAGUAGAUAAAUAUUUGAAAAAUUUUAACUAAUUAGCAAUAAAUUUAUUUAGUCUAGUGUCUUAUUAAUUGAGUAUUAAAAUGCUGGGUCAUCCACCUGCGUGUGUAAUUGAUGUUGGAACCGGAUAUACAAAAUUAGGUUUUGCCGGAAAUAGAGAUCCCCAGCUGACAUUCCCUUCAGCCAUUGCUAUCAAAGAAACUGCUAAAGUUGGUGAUAACUCUGCCAGACGAGUUACUAAAGGUGUUGAAGAUUUAGAUUUUUAUAUUGGAUAUGAAGCAUUUAAUUCACCUGGAUAUUCAAUCAAGUAUCCAGUAAGACAUGGACUGGUUGAAGACUGGGAUUUAAUGGAACGUUUUCUCCAGCAAUGUAUUUUUAAAUAUUUAAGAGCAGAGCCCGAGGAUCAUUAUUUUUUAUUAACAGAACCUCCAUUAAAUACACCAGAGAAUCGUGAAUAUAUGGCCGAAAUAAUGUUUGAAUCAUUUAAUGUUCCUGGUUUAUAUAUCGCGGUGCAAGCAGUACUGGCAUUGGCAGCAUCCUGGACAGCCAAGUCCGUCGAAGAUCGUUCGCUGACUGGAAUAGUAGUCGACAGUGGUGACGGAGUGACGCACGUGAUACCCGUAGCCUCUGGAUUCGUCAUUGGAAGCUGUAUCAAACACAUUCCUAUCGCCGGGCGUGACAUCACGUAUUUUAUUCAGAGUUUGCUAAGAGAACGUGAAGUCGGCAUACCACCGGAACAGUCUUUAGAAACGGCCAAAGCUAUCAAGGAAAAAUACUGUUAUAUUUGUCCAGACAUUGCUAAAGAGUUUGCUAAGUAUGACAGUGAUCCAAGUAAAUUUAAACAGCACACUGGAGUCAAUAGCAUAACACAGCAGUCUUUCAAUGUUGAUGUUGGUUACGAAAGAUUUUUGGGACCGGAAAUAUUCUUUCAUCCUGAAUUUGCAAAUCCUGAUUUCACGACACCUCUAGGUGAAAUUGUUGAUGAUGUUAUUCAGAAUUGUCCUAUUGAUGUUCGAAGACCGCUGUACAAAAAUAUUGUUCUGUCUGGAGGCUCGACAAUGUUCAAAGAUUUUGGCAGAAGACUGCAGAGAGAUGUUAAAAAAAUGGUUGAUGCUCGUUUGAAACUCAGUGAAAAACUCAGCGGUGGUCACAUUACGCCGACAGCGAUUGAUGUCCGUGUGAUAACUCAUCAUAAGCAACGAUGCGCUGUUUGGUUUGGAGGUGCUUUGUUGGCAAGUGGUCCUGAAUUUUACCAAGUUUGCCAUACAAAAAAAGAUUACCAAGAGUAUGGACCCGGAAUUUGUCGUUACAAUCCAGUGUUCCGCAGUGUUGUUUAAUAUAUUGAACUUGUAAUUAUAAUUAAUAAAUAUUAUUAACAAAAUAUAUAUAUUUUUUAUUAUAUAUAUUUUUUUCUAUUCAUCUAUUUUUGUUGUAUUACUGGCAGUACGAAAUAUUUAAAUUUAUUAAAUUUUCCAUUUUUUUAAGCUAAAUAAAUAUUUUUUAAGGAA